AUGAAAGCACUCUUUUCUAAGGCUCACAAGAGUGGUGCGGAUAAGAAAAACGAGGCACCCUCAACACCUCCCAAGAAUCCGUCAGCCUCAACGAACACAAGUAAUAGCCCAUCUUCAAGCAUACCAAUCACUCCCACUCUUGCAACAGCUUCGGUAACAUCCUCUCCAUCAUCAAGCCCAAUAAGGACGCCCACCAACUCCAUGUUUCCGUCGGUUAGUGAAGCUUCUUCCUCACCUCAACAGAAAACACAAUCACCACUUUGGAAGAAACUCUUUCAGCCUGAACAAACUGGUACAACUUCUAAAAGAAAGGAUUCAUUUUCUUCUAAACACGGAUUGAGUCCUUCUGCUCUAUCCACCAAAGAUGUGUUUCAUUUUGAUUUUGUAGAAGAUGGCCAUGCUCACUCCCCUCGUUCAUCCAAGAAUUCCAAUACCAUCAUUCAAAGGCAUACGAAUAUGGACCCUUCCACCACCACUCCGAAAGACUCUAUUUUCAACAAGUAUGACUAUGACGAGUAUGGAAUGGUUAUGGAUCCAAUGACUUGUCUGAUGGACAAGGAUGAUGUUUUCAUUUUGAGCUCAAAAUUUGGAAGAAUUAAGAGUGUUGGAGGUGCAAAUAACCAAACACCUUCACAGACCCUCAUUGAGGAUUGUAUUUUAAUCAUUGGUAAAUUGAAUAUAUAUCGAAUUGAAAAAGACUCUUCCCAAACAGUGGAGCUAUCCGAAUAUGAAAAAGAGGUGGAGCAGGAAAUUAUGAACAACACUAAAAAUCUAAUGAAGCUUGCAAGAGAAGAAGAAAUGAAACGCUUGGGCCUUAGUGUUGACCAGCAGCUACCUGCCGAACUUGCUAGUGACCCUAUUCUCGGAAACAACGGUCCAAAACUGUUACUACAAACCGACAUUACAGAACCUGUAGAAGAUGUCAACUUUAGAUCCAAGUGGUUUGUCAAAUGGAAAGUUCCAUGGUGUAUGAUUAAUUCCAUUCUGUCAGGAGAGCACGACAGAGUGUUCACCAUUUCGUUCCACAAAAGCGCAAGCCCCACAGGGUUUAAGCUAAAAGAUUUUCAAUGUUGUACAAAGGCUGACAAGGAUAUUUGGGUGAAUGUUCUGACUUCGCUGCUGAAAGAAUAUAAUCAGGAAUAUUUUGAAACAUUGAUCGUUCCUUCUCCUGAGGUUUAUCAAAGCCAUCUCUACAUGCAAAAAAACGAUUCUCAAAAGCGAGCAGUUGUUCUCUCAAACAAGAAGCUGUACAAUGUCAAAAUGGCUAUUGGUGAGACUGACGAAAAGAAAAUUAAGCAUAGGUUUUCUGUUCCUUUGGAGUACAUUAAAUGUGUGAAAUCAUUCACCAAGACUCCCAACGGAAUUGAAAUUGUGUUCGAUAAAAAGAAGGCUUCCAAAGACAAAAAUUGCAAAGGAUCCCUUUCUGAGCAAUAUUCGUUCGUUACGGACACUGAAGAAACCAAGAUCCAAUUCCUCUCAGAGCUAGCCCAAGUGUAUUUCUUCCAUACCAACCAGGAUCUUGCGUAUGAAAUGGUGGAUGGAUCGAUGUCCAUGAAAUAG
Messenger RNA from Naegleria lovaniensis, 1560 nucleotides. RefSeq lists its product as uncharacterized. The coding region runs from base 1 to 1560 and encodes 519 amino acids. The record is from RefSeq and is a predicted model, not a curated record. NCBI's taxonomy places the organism in Eukaryota, Heterolobosea, Eutetramitea, Acrasida, Naegleriidae. The transcript is spliced from 3 exons.